GUCAGUCAGUAAUCAACCUCGCCGGAGAUAACUGCUCGGCGUCUUUCUCCUUAGGAUUCGCACCGCGACGCCCCGUGAUAUUAAGAUGGUGAACGAAUCCAAUUAACCGAAAAAUCCACUACGGAUGCGGAGAUCGAUUACAAUCGCGAAAACGUUUCUUCACCAUCACCGUCAUCUCCUGGAGAAAGGUAACCCCGUAACUGCUCUCUCAUAUAUUAGCGGUCUCCGAGCAUUUUCUCGCGUCAACGACUACCGAGAGAGAUUGAGAAGAAGCGAGCUCCGCUCAAUCAAACUACACGACGCAGUCGAUUUGUUCUACGACAUGGCCGAGUCUCGUCCCCUCCCUUCCAUCAUCGAUUUCAGUAGAGUACUAACCGCCAUCGCCAAGAUGAACGAGCACGGUCUCGUAAUCUAUCUCUUCACUCUGGUCGAUAACUUAGGAAUCACACCUGAUCUCUACAGCUUCAGUAUCUUGAUAGACUGUUUAUGCAGAUGCUCUCAGCUCUCCGCCGCUCUAUCUUUCCUCGGAAAGAUGAUGAAGCUUGGUUAUAACCCCAGCGUCGUCACGCUCGGAUCACUGGUUAACGGAUUCUGUAAGGUGAAUAGGAUCCACGAUGCUAUGUCUCUUGUUGAUCAGAUGGUGGAGUUGGAUUACGAACCCAACGCUGUAAUCUACAACAUGAUCAUCGAUGGUCUUUGCGAGAACCGGUGUUUGACUGCUGCCAUUGACGUUUUGAUACAUAUGGAGAACGUUGGAGUUAGGCCUGAUGCUGUUACGUAUAACUCACUUAUCACCGGUCUUUUUAGCUCUGGUGUUUGGGGUGUCUCCGCUAGAUUACUUAGUGACAUGAUGAAGAAAGGGAUCGAGCCGGAUGUGGUCACUUUCAGUGCUUUGAUCGAUGCGUAUGUGAAAGAGGGGCGGAUUUUAGAGGCUGAGGAAGUGUAUAAGGAGAUGAUUCGGAGAUCAGUAGAUCCCAAUAUUGUUACUUACAAUUCGUUGAUCAAUGGGCUUUGUAUUCACGGUCGUCUAGAUGAGGCGAAAAACACGUUUAGGCUUAUGGUGAGGAAAGGUUGCGUCCCGAAUCUUGUGACUUAUAAUACUCUCAUAAAUGGGUUUUGCAAGUUUAGGAGGGUAGAUGAUGGGAUGAGAAUCUUCUGUACGAUGGUGCGUGAUGGAAUUGUCGGUGAUAUAUUCACUUACAACACUCUCUAUCAGGGCUAUUGUCGAGUGGGGAGAUUCAGAGCUGCUGACAAGGUUCUAUGUCGGAUGGUUUCUUGCGGCGUGCGUCCCGAUAUUUUCACCUACAACAUUUUGUUAGACUGUUUAUGUGAGCAUUGGAAGGUAAAAAGGGCGUUGGUGAUAUUGGAGGAUAUGGAAAAGAGUGAGAUGGGUAUUGGUAUUAUUACGUAUAAUAUUAUCAUCAAAGGGAUGUGCAAGGCGGGUAAGGUGGAAGAGGCGUGGUGUUUAUACUGCAAUCUCGAUCUCAAAGGAGUAUUGCCUGAUGUUGUAACGUACAUGACGAUGAUGAUAGGAUUGCGGAGGAAAAGACUAUGGCGCGAAGCGCAUGAGCUGUAUAGAAAAAUGAUGAUAGAUGGGCUUAUGCCAACUGAUUGGAGGUAUAAAAGAAGUAAUUAGGAUAGACCAUAGAGAUUAGGAGUGGUUAAGUUGUUUUCUUAAGUCUCCACAAGUGCGUCUGACUAUGAGUUAGGCUGUUGUAUGAUGGAAAGCAAACUGUAAGUUAGGCAUGAACGAUGUAAUGGUAGACUAGGGGGUCACACACUCACAUUCACACACUCAAGCAUUAGAUGUUGCAGGUGUAGUUUAUUUACAUCCACAUAAGCUCAUUUGUGUUGUACAAAACAAGGGAAUAUCAUUUUUUUAAUUACACUUUGUGUUGUAACAUUUCA
Raphanus sativus (radish) is the source of this 1908-nucleotide messenger RNA. Its product is annotated as pentatricopeptide repeat-containing protein At1g06580. Bases 125 to 1636 code for a protein of 503 amino acids. NCBI's taxonomy places the organism in Eukaryota, Viridiplantae, Streptophyta, Magnoliopsida, Brassicales, Brassicaceae. The record is from RefSeq and is a predicted model, not a curated record. The transcript has a single exon. Gene Ontology annotation, molecular function: protein binding.